Messenger RNA from Triticum aestivum (bread wheat), 722 nucleotides. RefSeq lists its product as uncharacterized. The transcript is spliced from 3 exons. Bases 24 to 521 code for a protein of 165 amino acids. Lineage: Eukaryota; Viridiplantae; Streptophyta; Magnoliopsida; Poales; Poaceae. The record is from RefSeq and is a predicted model, not a curated record. Gene Ontology annotation, biological process: vacuolar proton-transporting V-type ATPase complex assembly. Gene Ontology annotation, cellular component: endoplasmic reticulum membrane.
GCCAUCUAAAUCUCGAGCCCAAAAUGCAUCGUCCCCCUCCUCCUCCCGUGGCAUCUUGGCUGCUACUCCUGCCUCCCUUCGUCUUCCUCUGCCUCCAGAACCAGAUCGCCCCCUCCGCCGACCCGCCUCCAGAUCGGAGCAAAGCGGCCCCCUGUUUGCUUCGCGGCACCAGAUCAGCAUUCCCAUUAGGAGAAGCAAUGUCGGCAGUAAUCACAAAGUUCGCCGUCACAUCUAUGGUGAUGUGGAUGGCCCCAGUUGCAAUCAUGUAUGGGUUUAUCUACCAGAUUUUUCCAGGUGUCGGUCAGCUUUCCCCCUCGGCGCAAACCAUGGCCAGUGGAUUCCUUGCUGUCAUCUCGGUCAAUCUAGUGAUCGGCUUUUACAUAUACAUGGCCAUGAAGGAGACUCCCCAUCAAGAGCCCCAGCCUGAUCCAACCUUUCUGGCAAACGCCAAAGCAAGCAUUAACCAGCCAACUUCUUCUCAAGUGAGUGAUGAUUCCCAUGGGAAGGGGAAGGUCGAGUAGGCUGUAGCGUAACUUGAGUUGGGUUUUAUGUCCAUGAUACACAUGCUAUCCAGAGUCAGUUGGGUUAUGUGCUUUUGUAAUAUUACGUCCUUCUAGUUUGAUGUAGUUGCUGGAAACUUUCAGAGUUUUGGAAGCUAUAUGAAGAUGUAUCUUUGUACCCAUUAUCAGUAGAUACUGUGUUCAACCUAUUUAAUUUUGUUA